Arabidopsis thaliana (thale cress) is the source of this 2471-nucleotide messenger RNA. RefSeq names its product Pentatricopeptide repeat (PPR-like) superfamily protein. Gene Ontology annotation, cellular component: chloroplast stroma; chloroplast thylakoid membrane. Gene Ontology annotation, biological process: positive regulation of translation. Bases 255 to 2252 code for a protein of 665 amino acids. The record is from RefSeq and is marked reviewed. The transcript has a single exon. Lineage: Eukaryota; Viridiplantae; Streptophyta; Magnoliopsida; Brassicales; Brassicaceae.
CAAAAAUUCUAUCUUCUUCUUCGCGGCUCUGAAUCCGCCAUUGAAGUUAUUUUCAAGCCCUCCUCAAUUUUCGUUUUUGUUCAAUAUUAAUUUGUAAGAGAUCUUUACGCUUCAGUUUCUGAAAGAACUUUGCGCUUCUGAUUUUGCAAAAUUGGAAGAGAGUGCUUCCGUUGCGCUUUUGAAGCGUGAAAUCGUGUGUCUUUUGACGCUUCCAUGCUACAUAACGCUAGUUGUGAGAUUGUGUUUGGAAAAAGAUGCAAGCUUUAAGCAUUUUGCCAUUAAAGUCUGGUCUUUUAGUUGGAUCAAGAUUGGAAUUUGAGUUGGAUUGUUCUUGUUUUGUAGUUAGCCCUAAGACUACUAGAAAGAGACUUUGCUUUCUUGAACAGGCUUGCUUCGGUAGUAGUAGUAGUAUCUCUAGCUUCAUCUUCGUUUCGAGUAACAGGAAAGUUCUGUUUUUGUGUGAGCCAAAGAGAAGUUUGUUGGGAUCAUCGUUUGGGGUAGGAUGGGCCACUGAGCAACGAGAGCUCGAGCUCGGGGAAGAAGAAGUUUCCACGGAAGAUUUAAGUUCAGCAAAUGGAGGAGAAAAGAACAAUUUAAGAGUUGAUGUUAGAGAAUUAGCGUUUAGUUUACGAGCUGCUAAGACAGCUGAUGAUGUGGAUGCUGUUCUCAAGGACAAGGGAGAGUUGCCUCUGCAAGUCUUUUGUGCUAUGAUAAAGGGUUUUGGCAAGGACAAGAGAUUGAAGCCUGCGGUAGCUGUAGUAGAUUGGCUUAAGAGGAAGAAGAGUGAAUCAGGCGGUGUCAUAGGUCCAAAUCUUUUUAUAUAUAACAGCCUUUUGGGUGCUAUGAGAGGGUUUGGGGAAGCAGAGAAGAUACUGAAAGAUAUGGAGGAAGAAGGGAUUGUUCCAAACAUUGUUACUUACAAUACUUUGAUGGUUAUUUACAUGGAGGAAGGUGAGUUUCUCAAGGCUCUUGGGAUUCUUGAUUUAACCAAGGAAAAGGGUUUUGAGCCUAACCCGAUUACAUAUUCAACGGCUUUGCUUGUUUACAGAAGAAUGGAAGACGGUAUGGGAGCUUUAGAGUUCUUUGUUGAAUUGAGAGAGAAAUACGCAAAGAGGGAAAUAGGGAAUGAUGUUGGUUACGAUUGGGAAUUUGAGUUUGUUAAGCUUGAGAACUUUAUUGGUAGAAUAUGCUACCAAGUGAUGAGGCGGUGGUUGGUGAAAGAUGAUAAUUGGACUACUAGAGUGUUGAAGCUUUUGAAUGCAAUGGACAGUGCAGGGGUUAGACCGAGUAGGGAAGAGCACGAGAGGCUUAUAUGGGCAUGUACUCGUGAAGAGCAUUAUAUUGUUGGUAAAGAGUUGUAUAAAAGAAUCAGAGAGAGGUUUUCUGAGAUAAGUCUGUCUGUUUGCAACCAUUUGAUUUGGCUGAUGGGUAAGGCUAAGAAAUGGUGGGCAGCGUUGGAGAUCUACGAGGAUCUUCUUGACGAAGGACCUGAACCUAACAAUUUGUCUUAUGAGUUAGUGGUCUCUCAUUUCAAUAUCUUGCUGAGUGCAGCUAGCAAGAGAGGGAUAUGGAGAUGGGGAGUUAGGUUACUUAACAAAAUGGAAGAUAAAGGAUUGAAACCGCAGAGGAGACAUUGGAACGCGGUUCUUGUAGCAUGUUCAAAAGCCUCUGAGACCACAGCUGCGAUCCAAAUCUUUAAAGCAAUGGUUGACAAUGGUGAAAAGCCAACGGUCAUCUCAUACGGUGCACUACUCAGUGCUCUUGAGAAAGGGAAGCUAUAUGAUGAGGCGUUUCGGGUUUGGAACCAUAUGAUUAAGGUAGGGAUUGAGCCAAAUCUUUACGCGUACACAACAAUGGCUUCAGUUUUGACAGGACAGCAAAAGUUCAAUCUUUUGGAUACCCUUCUCAAGGAAAUGGCUUCAAAGGGUAUUGAACCGAGCGUUGUGACUUUCAACGCGGUUAUAAGUGGUUGCGCGAGGAACGGGUUAAGUGGUGUGGCUUAUGAGUGGUUUCAUAGAAUGAAAAGUGAGAAUGUUGAGCCUAACGAGAUAACUUACGAGAUGUUGAUUGAGGCUCUUGCAAAUGAUGCAAAGCCAAGGCUUGCUUAUGAGUUACAUGUGAAGGCUCAAAACGAAGGGCUUAAACUCUCUUCUAAGCCAUAUGAUGCGGUUGUUAAAUCAGCUGAGACUUAUGGAGCCACCAUUGAUCUUAAUCUUUUGGGUCCUCGACCAGACAAAAAGAAUAGACCUUAGUCUGACGAAAACACAUUGUACAAGGUUACCGUGGGGUAAGGCGCAUCCAAGGACCCUUAAAGGCAAGAAAAUUGCCAUUACAGGGAAGAAGAAAGUUUCCAAGUAAUCACUUUCUUGUUCUUUAAUACUCUUUUUAGUUUGUCUAGUCUCUCUGUUUAUAUUGUGAAUUUUUAUCUUCGUACAACAUCUGUAUUAUCAUCAGACACAUUGAUAUGCAAA